This is a messenger RNA of Sphaeramia orbicularis (orbiculate cardinalfish), 6451 nucleotides long. RefSeq names its product shroom family member 4 (gene shroom4). The record is from RefSeq and is a predicted model, not a curated record. Gene Ontology annotation, molecular function: actin filament binding. Lineage: Eukaryota; Metazoa; Chordata; Actinopteri; Kurtiformes; Apogonidae. The transcript is spliced from 12 exons. The coding region runs from base 118 to 5697 and encodes 1859 amino acids. Gene Ontology annotation, biological process: actin filament organization. Gene Ontology annotation, cellular component: apical plasma membrane; apical junction complex; adherens junction.
UCCCUGUUGUUGUUAGACCGGUGAUGGAGAAGCGGAGGGACCGCUACCGGCACAGCUAGCUUAGCAACAACUCAUCCCGGCUAAUAGUGAGAAAGAAAACAAACCGAUGAACGGAGGAUGGAAAUGGUUGAGCAGCUCGUCUCUUUCGCCCACAUUCAGGUCCAGUUGAGCGGGGGUGCGCCUUGGGGGUUCACGCUGAAAGGAGGACUCGAACACGGCGAACCUCUUAUCAUCACUAAAAUUGAGGAUGGAGGAAAGGCAGCGCUGUGCAAGAGGCUGAAGGUCGGCGACGAACUCAUUAACAUAAACGGAUCCGCCCUCUACGGCAGCAGACAGGAAGCACUCAUCCUCAUCAAAGGAUCGUACCGAAUACUGAAGCUUACAGUCCGGAGGCGAACCGUUCCUCUAAUCAGGCCUCACUCCUGGCACCUGGCAAAGUUAUCGGAGCCACCCCUCCCUCCUCCCCCCCCUCCUCCUUCUCCUCCUCCCCCCUGCCUCCCCCGUGCGGACUCGCCACCCCUCCCCCCUCCGCCCCCACCGUCUGCCAUGCAGCUCCACCCCGGCCCCUACACACUACCCUGGCACACAACUGACAACAGUGACUUGUCAAUGCAGUGGGGUCAACUCUCCAGACCAUAUUCCUCCACUGAUCGAAGCAGUUCUCUGGGUUCCAUGGAGAGUUUGGACACACCCACACCCACCACACAGCCGUACUCCGACUCCCACAAUUCCCCCGUCGACCCCUCCCUCUUCAACAACAAAAGAGACUCUGCCUAUAGUUCCUUCUCCGCCAGCUCAAACACAUCGGACUACGCUACAGUGUCAUUAAGGUUUGGUGAUGCUGGCUCCAUGGAUAAUCUCCUUCAGAACCUGGGACCACCUUGUAGAGGUUACCCCAGUGGAGACGCAGCAACCCAGGCCCCAGAUGACGUACAGAACACCGCACUCAAGUCAAGGUCGCUGACCAGGCCAAGACCGAGGACUGUUGAGGUAAAAGAGAGGCCGUCUUCCUGCUGUUAUGAAGAAGAGCGAAGAGGAGAAGACUUUGAGGUUGUAAGAAAUGGUGAAAGAGAAGCUGACAGGAAGACGAACCCUCCACAGCCUCCAGCCAGGAGAGACAGCUUUCGGGCCACCAGGAGUCGCCCUAAUGUCACCAACAAACGCUGCGCUUCUGCUCCCAUUGAUCAGUCCUGUUACUAUGACAAUAAUACGUCAUCGUUAAAGAUUGAAUCAGGAGUUCAUAAUGGUUUUGCUACACCAGAGGCAGAUAAAAAACCUGCACAUUUCAAAGAGGACAACUUAGACUCAUACUAUAACCAAAGCCAGAAUGAAGAACUCAGACCUAUAAGAUGUGAUGCUAGUAAAGAUUUCAAUUCAGAGACAACGUCACAUCAAAUACCUGACUCUGUGAGGGCCUCCUCUGGUCCAGUUGAAUCUUCCAUGCAGACUAACAACAUGAAGCACUCCCAGACAAAGCUACACAGGCACAGUGCUCCUGAGAAACUACUGGCUACACAGCUCGAGUUGCUGCAGUUUGAUAAUGACAGCUCAUCACUGGAGCCUUAUAUUCCUUCAAAGCCCUCAAAUCCAUCCCCUAACCAGUGGUCCCAGUCAGGACUCCAGCCUGAGAGGGACCAGGAUGCUUCGCACAACCACCUGCAGGCUCCGUCAAGCAAAUGGAGUGGCAGCCGCUGCUCAACUCCUGGAUCUGUGUUCCUGGAGGGAGAGGGUGAUGAUGGGGAUUUAAGUGAGAGGGUAGUUGUAAAUGGAGGUUCCCCCUCCCCAAUUACUCAUCAAGUCCCCUGGGGCCGCUCUGUAAGUGUGCCAGGAGACCACACGGGAUCAUCUGCCCAGGGAAGAAUGAAUUCUGAACUGAUACUUGAGAAAGACUUUGAGCCUCUUAGUGCUGCUGCUAGUGUGGAUACAUUGCUGGUGGAGCAGAAGGCUGCAGAGAGAGGAAGAGGUUUAGGAAAAAAUGAAGAGAAUACUGAUGGAGAUGCAGCCAUGAAGAAGUCCUCAAGGAACCAACGACGGAACCGGCGUCGAAGCGAGCGCUUUGCUACAAAUCUCCGAAAUGAGAUUCAAAGGAAAAAGGCUCAGCUUCAAAGCAGUCGUGGACCAGGAGGUUUGCUCUGCAGUGGGGAAACUGUUCAUGAGGAGGGCUCAGACUUCCAUGAGGAAGGAGAACACUCGCAUCCUCCUUCCCAAGAAAGAAGCACUAAAGUUGUGUUUGCCACACCGGUUAUUUCACAAGAUGUUCGCCCAUCAGCACCAGUGGAGAAGUCAAACUGUGAUGCCUUGCCAAAUCAACCCCUGUCAACACCAUGCACUCAAAACAACACCAUAUCCAGGUCAGUUCAGAUUCUGGAUCCAGGUGUACCUAACUUUGGUGUUGGUAUUCGAGUGAUAGAGGAACCAGCCCCUGCUGGCAAAGCUCGCCGUUGGCGCUGGACCCCCGAACAUAAACUCCAACCAGAACCUGAACCAGAAAAACGUGGAGGUUUGGGUGAAAGGGUGUUGGGUGUCACAGGUUCUCGGCACGGAGUUUGUGCCUUCACCACUUCUUCCUACACUCGAUCCUCUUCCUGUUCAAGGAUCGAUGAGUCUGAUAUUCUUCCAUUUGCAGAUAGAAGGAAGUUCUUUGAAGAGACAAGCAAGGGUGGUUCACAGCUGUCAAGUCUGGCUAAUCGUAGACAGAAGAACAUAUCACACCAGCCUGACCACCAAGGAGCAGCGGAACUCUCCUUCCAGCACCAAGCCCAAAGGAGAUACUCAUUCCAAGGGGGUCUUAAGCAGGAGAGUGCUCUUGUCUCAAACACUGUGGAGGCCAGGAGGCAGUCCAUGAGUACCAGCAGGGAGAGAGAAAAAGAGAGAGAACGAGAGAGGGUAGAAAGGGUACGCAAGCGGGAAAGACAGCUGGAGAGGGAAAGGCAGGAGAGGGAAUUAGAAAUGGAGAGGGUAAGACUGAGGGAGAUGGAGCGAGAGAGAGAACAAGAGGAGAGGGCAAGACAGUGGGAGAGGGAAAGAGAGAGGGAUCUGGAAUUGGAGAGGGAAAGAGAGAUGGAGAGGGCUCGAGAAAAGGACAGACUCAACAGAGAAAGAGAGGAACAGCUGGAGCGGGAACGAGACAGGCAAAAGCAGGAGGAUGCUCAGCUCAUGUCACACCAGGAGUUUUACAGUAGCUCAAGCAUCAAAGAGAAGCAUCAAGAUUUCCAGCACAAGGACAGUUUCCACAGCUUUCAGCCCAAGACUCAAGGUUUCUCCCAAGUCCAGAAUCACGUUCCGCGGUCUGCUUUUUAUCCAGUCAGCACCCAUCCCCAGCACCCAGGGAGCCAGCAACCUCUGCACCAGGGAUACAAUGCAAGGAGCUAUACGCCCACAGAGAUGUAUCCCGCCCGGCAACAGGAAAUAGCCAAGCUCAACAGGAAGUACAGCCUGACCGAGAGGGACUACCCAAACAGGAGGUGGGAGUCCCGACCACCAGAGACCACCAGUCAGCACCACCAGGGUCGAUGGGGCCCGAGGCAGAUUGAGAACAGCACUGCUGACCGAAACGGUUAUGCGUUGGCUCCUCCACCCGCUCCACUUUCGCUAAGGGGACGAGCCAUGUCUGAAAACGAUAUCCGCUUCGACAGCAGCCACCGCUGGUCACCAUCCAUCUCCACGGCAACCAGCCAGAUUCUGAGUGAAGUGGAGGAGGGAGCAGUGAGCACAACCAGGCCAAACAAGAAGAAGACACCACCUCCGCCCAGACCGCCGCCUCCAAAGUGGGACCAGUUCCACCGCAGGCGUGCAUCUCACCACGCCCUUUUUUCAACUUCUUCUACCUCUGCCACUCCUCAGUCCAUUCCCUCAACCUUCAACUCUACAGAGGGAAACCAUGUGACCCAUGCCUCCUCAUACACCCCCGCAUCUGAAACCUCCAGGCAGAGGUCCUACAGUCUUCCACCUCAGAGGCAGGAAGUGACGGAGGGAUGUCCACGCUGCAGCUGCAACCAAACCCAGGCGUCCCAGGAACCCUCGUUUCCCCACACUCUGUCCAACCAGAGCCAACCACAAAUGCAGGAACACCACUUUCGCCACAGCCCGUCCAAUCAGAACCAGACUCAGCUUCAAGAGCCGCUGUUUCAAAUCGCACCGCCCAGUCCCAUGUUCUCCAGGCGAGCCUUCCGACCGGUGGCCCCACCUCAGAGAGAGAGGGAGGGGAACCUGAGGAGCACAUACAGCGGACAGCAGGAGAAGGUUGACAGUUUUGCUCUCCCUCCUCCUCCACCGCCAGUAGCAGAGGAUAGUGUUAACAGUUUCUCUGACAUGGAUACCAGCCACAGCCCAGACCAGGACAGAAUGACAGUGAAAACUCACAACAACACGCGACAUGAUGCUGAGUGGGAAAGAGCCCAAUCUCCCAGAAUUCAUAGCGACACAGCGCAUCCUCCUGUGAUUGAAAAUGGAGGUGUCAGCGGGGUUUUACCUGCUGAAUCCUUCUUCUCCAUAGACUACCAACAGGAGCAGCAGCAACUCAGCACGAACACAGAGUUCCAGAACUUCAACAACAACUUCAGUAACACUGAGCAGCAGAAGAUCCCCGAACCAGGAACAGAAUCGGAGACGACCCUCAGUCCGAGUCCUGCCCACAGUCUGGAGGCAGAACUGGACGUUCCCAUGGAAACCGAUAUCGAUGACUUCCAGGAAGAGGAGCUCCCGACGGUGAGCGAACCAAUCACCAGCGAGCUCCCGUGCUUUGCGCUGCCGGUCACCGUCCUGGAGACGGACAUCGACACUUUACCGGAUGCGGAGAGCUCGCCGCGGGGCCGGACGAGGGCGGAGAGCAGCUCGGUGGAGGAGGAGCUGGAGGUCGGGGAGGGCAGCAGCAGAGAGGGGCUGAGUCUGGAGGAGAUCUUCCCCCACAGCAGCGAGGGAGAGUCGGGCACAGAGAGCUGGAGAGGGGCCUACCAGACCAUGGAGCACAGCACAGACAGCUUAGAUAGGCGAUCCGGUGCGAGCUCCAGCUGUUCGUCCUAUUACAGCACGUCGGCAGCCAAGGCCCAGCUCCUGUCGCAGAUGAAGGACUUCACCGACAACCACGAACGGGACGAGGACGACGAACUGACCUACAAGAAACAGCUGAUGGAGAGCCUCCGCAAGAAGCUGGGAGUGCUGAGAGAAGCUCAGAGGGGGCUGCAGGAAGACAUCAGAGCCAACGCACAGCUGGGAGAGGAGGUGGAGGGGAUGGUGGUGGGGGUGUGUAAACCCAACGAGGUGGACAAGUUCCGCAUGUUCAUCGGCGAUCUGGAUAAGGUGGUGAGCCUGCUGCUUUCGCUGUCAGGGAGGCUGCUGAGAGUGGAGACCACGUUGGACACCCAGGACCCGGAGGCCGAACACCACGAGAGGCUCCCCCUGCUGGAGAAGAAGCGUCAGCUCAUGAGGCAGCUGUCCGAGGCCCAGGACCUGAAGGACCACGUCGACCGCAGAGAGCAGGCCGUCAGCCGGGUGCUCGCCCGCUGCCUCUCCCCAGAGCAGCACCGAGAUUACAGCCACUUUGUGAAGAUGAAGGCCGCCCUGUUGGUGGAGCAGAGGCAGCUGGAGGAUAAGAUCCGCCUGGGAGAGGAGCAGCUCCGAGGGCUGAGGGAGAGCCUGGGACUGGGACUGGGACUGGGACUGGGAAUGGGAAUGUCAAUGGGAUACGGACAUUAUUAAAACAAACAAACAAACAAAAAAAAUACCAGAGAAGAUGGAGAAGCAGGCUUUAGCUGUUUUCAUGAAGGUCAAAUGUUCAACUGUAUUCUGUGACCCAACAGGAAACUUUUCCACCAUCAUUUACUGCCUGCUUUAUUUUAAAAACCAAACCCUUCGUACACUUCAGCGGCAAAGGGCUUAUGGGAAAUGUAGUUUCCAAAACAUUUUACGUAUUUGAAUAGAUGUCCAUUUUACUGACGUAGCUUUUACAUUGGACUGUCUUAAAAAUAGAAGUUGGGGUUUAAUUUCUUUUAAAUCCAGUUAAAUUGUUUCAUUUUUAUUUCCCUCCUCGGUGGGAUUCGUUUCGGCAGUUUUAUAGUGGUGUAUUUAAUUUUGUCGAACCAAGGCUUUCAGCUCAGGUCACAGAAUACAGUACAACACCAGAAACAAGCAGGUCUGGGAUAAAGUGAAACCAGAGCAGUUUGGUUCCACAAUAAAACAAGAACCAAACAUGCAGCCGUUUGUAAAAAACACUGAUUAGAAUUUGAAGUAUUAGCUGCAGGAGAACGGAUGGACUGUCCUGACGGCUUGUGUUUAGUGAAGAAACAUGAACAUGAAGCACAAACUGAAGAUGUGAGGAAAUGAGGAAAUGAGGAGUGGAGCUGCAGAUACUGGAGUACGACGGAGUAUUAGUGACACAUGAGAAAAAAAAAAAAAAAAAACACUUGUCACUAUGAGAAUAAAGUCGUUAUCUUUCAAGAAUAAAGUCAUUAAU